AUGGUACGGAGUUCGAGUAACUUUGUUGUUGGACUUCUGUUCUUUCUCAUCUUACCGACGAACAUCAUUGGACUGUGGUGGGCUGUGGGAAGUCCCCUCAACCUCGACCCCAACAGCAUCUGCCGGCGAUCGCGCAAGCUCCGGGGUAGCGGCAACAAACAGCAUGACAUCUGUCGGAGGGAGCCUGAGAUCGUGGAUGAGGUUGUGAAAGGUACCAAGUUGGCGAUGAAGGAGUGCCAGUUCCAGCUAAGAUACCAUCGAUGGAACUGCACCAUGGUCGGCAACUCAUUUGUCAAGAUUCUCAAACAAGAUACGCCAGAGACGGCGCUUGCCAACGCUAUCACGACGUCGGGCGUCGCGUUCACCGUCACCCAGGCAUGUAGCCUGGGUGAUCUACUCCAAUGUGGGUGUGCAGAGAGCACUAAAUCCAGCGACAGCCCCGGGCCUGAUGGGUCUUGGGAAUGGGGUGGUUGUGGUGACAACAUUGAGUUUGGCUAUACCAAGUCUAAAGAGUUCAUGGACACACAAAUACGGAGAAGAAGUGACGUCAAGACGCUCAUUACGUUGCAUAAUAAUGAGGCUGGUCGACUGGCCAUUAAACGAUUUAUGCGGCGAGAGUGUAAGUGUCAUGGAUUGUCGGGUUCGUGUACGCUGGAAACAUGCUGGGAAAAAAUGCCGUCAUUUCGUGAGAUUGGUUCCCGCCUGAUGGAGCAAUAUAAAGGCUCGGCAAAGGUUACCGGCGGUAACGAUGGCGGCACCCUCAUCCCGGAAGACUCUACAGUGAAACCCCCUUCUGAAUUGGACUUGGUAUAUUCCAUGGACUCGCCAGACUUCUGCGAGCCAAACCCGAGGACGGGUUCACUCGGCACGGAGGGGCGUCGGUGCAACAGCACCUCCAUGGAUGUUGGAGGAUGUGAUAUUUUGUGUUGUGGUAGAGGCUACGUGGAGGAGACGGUGAUCUUUCAAGUGAACUGCCGGUGCCGAUUUCAUUGGUGCUGUGAAGUGAAUUGUGAUAACUGCACUGUGGUUGCAACCAUAAACAGAUGCAAUGGCUACGACAGAUUUUGAGAUACCUUAGAAUAAUGUUGCUACAAGUACAACAAAAACGAUUUCUCGUUGUUGUGUCCUACGACUU
Messenger RNA from Asterias rubens (European starfish), 1135 nucleotides. Its product is annotated as protein Wnt-6-like. The coding region runs from base 1 to 1068 and encodes 355 amino acids. The transcript has 4 exons. The record is from RefSeq and is a predicted model, not a curated record. Gene Ontology annotation, molecular function: cytokine activity; frizzled binding. Gene Ontology annotation, biological process: cell fate commitment; neuron differentiation; multicellular organism development. Gene Ontology annotation, cellular component: extracellular region. NCBI's taxonomy places the organism in Eukaryota, Metazoa, Echinodermata, Asteroidea, Forcipulatida, Asteriidae.